CAAGGUUGUGGAGAAUUUGGCGGCGUAUCGAGCGGACUGCAUCGACCGGUUGAUGCGAGAGGGCUGCGACUUGGAUCCCGUCAUCGGCGACACCGAGGAAGACCAGCUCAUUGAAGAAGAGGAACCCCAGUAAAGCAAAACUAUAAUGCGAGAAUGACUACAAAUCGGAAGUCGUUAUUUAUGUUCCUGAUGGGUCUGGCGUGGAAAUGCCGCUUUAGCAUGCCACUACUGCUGAGCGGUUCAGCAGCGGUGCUGGGACGCGCCUGGAUGUUCCAGGUUCGAGUCCGGACCGUGCACAGCCUCCGAGACCACGAGCUGGCGUACUACGAAGACGACGAGGAGGAGGAGGACUCCUGGGAGACCGACACCAACGACUCCUGGGAGACCAUCAUGGAAGAGGAGGUAGCUUAUGGGUAGACCUGGCCAGUUCAUGUGUGCGGUAUAUGUUAUAUCCUCUAGAGAGCCAGCAUGCGGGUAGACCCGGUUAUGUAUACAGAUUAAGUUACAAAUAACCUUUUGAACGCUUUACGUCAUAAACAAAAACGUCACGUACACGCGAAGGUCACGGGCGCAAGACAAUGAAAGUGUGAAGUUUUUUUACAGCGUACCACGACUAGGUACGACGCGUUCUUGGCGUUUUUUUUCUUUCGGAGCGAUUAUUUCCGAAAAUAUGAACAUUAUCAAAAAAUGGUUUUUGGAGACGCUUAUUCGUUUCGAAAGGCCUAUCCAACGAUAGCCCACACUAUUAGGUCAAAGCAAAAAAAAAAUUCUAUCCUCCUAAGACCCUGAGUACAAAUUUUUGUACAUAUUCCUAAAUCUAUUUUCAACUUUUAUUACCUAUGUAACUAAGGGUUCCAAAUUCAAAAACAAAACAAUUGCUUCCGGGUCUCAGGAGGGUAUGGGAAGUAUCUUUUUUUAUUGCAGUUUUUAUUUUACCGUUCUGUCGCCAUGCAUAAUUUAUGUAUCCAUGCCAAAUUGCAGCUUUCUAGGUCUAACGAUCACGGAAAAAAACCGCGGACGGACGGACAGACGGACAUGGCAAAACUAUAAGGGUUUCUAGAUGACUAUCGAACCCUAAAUAGAGCGUACUCCCAUCUUCAAGACAUCACACUUUUAAUCCCUGUGGUGCUGGGUGUCCAUGGGCGACGGUGACUACUUACCAUCGGACGAUUUGUCUGCUUGUUUGCCUUCGAUAUCAUCAAAAAAGAUGGAUUAUUUAACCUUUUCAACGCCAAAGACCACUAAAACGGUCAUCGUCUGUCGUGCCCGCGACGCCAAUGACCAUUAAGAAGGCUAUGGCGGACGUUGUCAAAGCGACUUUCCUACUGUCAGUUAAGCUUCAUAUUCGCUCUUCACCAGUUAACUUUUUGGCAUCCAUGGCAUUUCUUGACACGUGUGGAAAAGCGUUGAAAAGGUUAUUUUAAAACAUGUUGCUCUGUGAGCAGAGGCGGCGUUAGGUGUGGGCGACGUGGGCCACCGCCCGCGGCCUCGCGGUCCGAGCGGCCUCGCGGUCCGAGCGGCCUCGCGGUCCGAGGGGCCUCGCGCCUCAAAUAAGUAUAUCUCGGACACAACGUAAAAAUAUUCGUCAUUUCUUGCGCCACCAGAGGGCCUCGCUAAAUGUACCUUGCCCACAUAAAAUUAACGUCUUGCCCCGCCACUAUCCGUGAGCUACCGCGCGAACCGUUAUGGUUGCACCAUUUUAAAACUAAAUCGAUAAAAUAUCGAAACUGCAGCGGCAGCACGUUCGCAUUUUUAUCACCUGUCACCAUGCCUGUCACGUUCUAACAAGUAUGUAAGUGUGAAAGUGACGGGCAUGGUGACGGCGAAAAUGCAACCAUGUCGCUCACAAAAUUUUACGAGAACGGGAUGAAAAUUCCGGACAAAAAUCAUACGUUUUUUUCUGGAACUUUAUCAAAUUUAAUUUUUUUCAGUAUUUUCCCAUUUUAUUCAGAAAAAUUAAAUACGUCAUACACAAUGCCACUGAUGAGUGAUGACAGCGUCAAAUAUAUAAAAUGCCAGAAAUAUGGAAGGUAGAGCAAGGAACAAAAUCUCCAUAUACCAAAAAGUUUCCGACAAAAAAACAUAAAUAGGUGGCGCUACAAUACCUAGACUACUUGAGAAAACAAUCUAAUCAUAGACAGCGCACUUCACUCCGUCAAUAACGCCUAGGUUCUUAGCUACUCUACUCUAGUGCUACUCUGGAGAGAUUUGGAACUAUUAUUUAUAGCUGACAGCUGGACACUUUUGCAACAAUUCUGCCUAAGGAGUUUCUGUUCCUUGCCUCUACCUUCCAUAGCCAGAAACUAACACAUUAGACGUACAACCUUUAACCUUCCUGUUUAAAUUCCCAAUCAUUCAGAAAUUAAAAAAAAAACUUGAUUUUUUCGGCUUUAUUCGUUUUUUUUGGGAGUAUUUUAACUUUAAAAAAAACCGAGUCGUUUGGAAAUUUUCCCGUAUUUUUCCGGAUUUUUUCAAUGCUAACGAGAACCGUGCAACAUCGAGCUGAUAUGAUGAUGGCCAGCAUUCUUCAGUGGCUCUACGAUACCCCGCAACACCGCACAUAAUUAUGAAUAUUAUGAUUAAUUUAGUCAAUAAACAAGAUCAACUGCGGGUAGUUCGAAAAACUCACGCGGCUAGAAGAUGUUGAUGUCUACUUUAACCAGUCUUUUCCGAGACCACGGGGACAACGCUGUCCUCGAAACGUCGGAGGUAAAUUUAAAACUUAAUACGCGAUUAAGUCCCGUUUGUGUUAGUUAAUAAUGUGUAAAAUCGUGAAAGUUUAAAUCAGUGUUAUUUAGGACUAGUCCAAUCCUUGGGGGGCGGUAACCCUUUGAGGUACACCAGGGCCGCAUCGCACGAAUCGCACGCAUUGCAUACAAAGGAUUUUAGUAAUCUUUGUAUAGGAACCAGUGAUCGGAACUAUGGGAGUAAAACUUUAACAAAACUUGUUAAGCGGACAUAAAAUAGUGCAUACAGCCCUAAAAAUAUUCAUGUCCAUAGGGAUAGGAAUAGUAUAGAUAUUCGAAUAUUUUUAAGGCUAUAAGCACUCUUUAUACGUCCGCUUGAUAAGUUUUGUUAAAGUUUUACUCCCAUAGUUCCGAUCACUGAUAGAAACUCAUACACAGACAUGGAAGUGUUUGUGGCAAAGUAAAGUGAUUGACAAAAUGAUAUAUCGUCAUGUCUCUUAUCGAUGUAACAAAAAAUACAAAAUUAAUGAUAGUGGCAUUUUUUUUUAGAAACGCUCAAAUAUAUUUUGUAUUAAUUGAGUGUAUUAAAGUGUAAAGUGAUAUUUUAGUCACUUACCAAAAUAACAUUGUUGGGGCUCUGGAGGAUAAGUUAUUAAGCUUAUAAAACUGUUAUUUCUUGAGAUGCCAAAGUUAAAAUUUAUAGUUCGUGUCAUCCACGAUGACGCGCUGAUUUGUCAAAUCUAACCUUUAAUACUAUGACAAUACGGCUUAAGGCACGCGUCUUCGUGAAUGACACGAUGUAUAAUUAUAAUUCUUCACUAAUUAUAUCACAAAAGUAGAUGCGGUGCGAAUGAAAAAUCAAACAAUCAGGCCAAAUCAAGCAUACGGUGACGUCAGAAUUAUAUCUUUUGGACGUAGUUUAAGGACGUACCCGGGUCCUGGCCUGAUUGUUUUUCUGUCAUGAGCGUUUGUACCUGUAAACUUUAUUUUAAGAAAUUAAGGCCA
Molecule: messenger RNA, 3692 nt
Organism: Cydia pomonella (codling moth)
Lineage: Eukaryota; Metazoa; Arthropoda; Insecta; Lepidoptera; Tortricidae
Exons: 3
Coding region: 154-417 (87 amino acids)
Source: RefSeq, a predicted model, not a curated record